Messenger RNA from Oryzias melastigma (Indian medaka), 1080 nucleotides. It is a transcript of the gene rad1, whose product is annotated as RAD1 homolog (S. pombe). The record is from RefSeq and is a predicted model, not a curated record. Gene Ontology annotation, molecular function: 3'-5' exonuclease activity. The transcript has 7 exons. Gene Ontology annotation, cellular component: nucleus; checkpoint clamp complex. Gene Ontology annotation, biological process: DNA repair; DNA damage checkpoint signaling. Lineage: Eukaryota; Metazoa; Chordata; Actinopteri; Beloniformes; Adrianichthyidae. The coding region runs from base 148 to 987 and encodes 279 amino acids.
AGUUGAUAAAAGUAGGGCGCAUUUCUUCAAAAACAUUAGCCGUUUUUAUUUUACUUUGUUAGUGACUUCACAACAGGACUAUUACAAAUUGUAGGCGGAUAAUUUAAAGAGCACGUUUUAAAAAGGUUACGACAAAUAAGCACUGCAAUGCCUCUGUCCACACAGUGUCAGGACGAUGACAAGAAAUACGUUUUAGUAGCCAGUUUGGAUAACGCCCGCAAUCUUUCUAAUAUCCUAAAAGCUAUAACUUUCAAGGACCAUGCGAUCUUCACAGCAACAUCCAAUGGUCUGCAGGUCACUGUGGAGUACUGCAAAACCCUCCAGGCUUCUGCAUUUAUCCAGACAGAGAUUUUUCAGGAGUUCACCAUAAAGGAAGAUUUAGUGGCUUUUCAGAUUAACCUCACUGUUCUGCUGGAUUGCCUUAAUAUCUUUGGAGGGAGCCCAGUAGCAGGAACAUCUACAGCCUUGCAGAUGUGCUACAAAGGCUACGGAUACCCUCUGACUCUCUACCUGGAGGAGGGUGGUGUGGUGACAGUCUGCAAGAUUAAAACACAAGAACCAGAAGAACUAAUUGAUUUUGACUUCUGUAGCACCAACGUCAUAAACCAGGUGAUCCUGCAGUCAGAGAGUCUAAAGGAAGCUUUCUCUGAACUGGACAUGACCAGCGAGGUGCUUACGAUCACCAUGUCCCCCAGCCGGCCGUACUUCAGGUUAUCAACAUUUGGGAACUCUGGAAACGCACAUUAUGAUUAUUCCAAAGACUCGGACAUGAUGGAGAUGUUUCGAUGCACCAAGACGCAAACGAACCGAUAUAAGAUGUCCCUCCUGAAACCGUCCACCAAAGCCCUGGCUCUGUCCUGUAAGGUCUCAGUGAGGACGGACAACAGAGGCUUUCUGUCGCUCCAGUACCUCAUCAGGAAUGAUGACGGACAGCACUCCUAUGUGGAUUUCUUCUGCUGUCCUGAUGAGGAGGGGGAGGAGGAAUGACCGGCAGCACAUUUAGCCUGACUCAAGUUCGCACUUUAACUUUAGUGGUUUCUAGUUUCUCUUAAAUAAACUUCCAGCACUCUUUGGAGCGGA